AUGGCUUCAACCAAAUCUGACCUCUCCAAACGCCGCCGUUUCCAACCACCCAUUACAACCUUCUUCACACCAUCGUCUGAUCCUAACGGCUGCCCCCCGCCUUCGAACCUCUCCUACAACCAUUACUCAGCCGUCACCAAUUCCCCCACACCCGUCGUGCCCCCCAAAGUCCAGGCAUCGCUUCUAUCUGUCGGAAUGCGCGUCCGCAAAGCAAUCGCCGAUGGAUACAAGACACAUCAAGCGAAGGCUGAUAAAUACACCACCUUUUCAUGUGAUCAUAACAACAAUACACUCAAAACAAUAAGCACAACAACCAUUUCUACUACAAGCUACAAUGCGUCCUCCGCCCGCUCAGAACUUGCUCCUUUCUGCGGCGUGAGCAAAUCGAAUGAAUAUACUACCACUACUCCUCAGCCGCUCCCUUCCGCUUACUACGACAACCACAUACCCAGGACGGACGAAGACGAUGCGUUUUCUCUACCCCCUAGCAGCCAAGAAUCCCUCGACUCCGCUCUUACGCCAGAACCUGCUUUUUCACAAAAGAAACGCUCCCACCACGACUUCGAUUUCGACUCUUACAAAGACGACUGCGAAGAAAUAAACCCGCUAGAUCCUGAUCCUGUAACAAUUAUCAGCGGACGAACGAUCCUCUCCCCGAGAUCCACCUAUCAACGCCGCACUUUGGCAGCUCAGAAAUACAAGCCGAUGCAUACGAUGGAUCUCGAUGAUUUUGAGGAAGCAACCUUCCUACGCCGACCGGAAGAGCUUGAUGAUAUGGAUAUUGAGGGCGAAAUUCAGAUGAGACGCAUGUAG
Molecule: messenger RNA, 813 nt
Organism: Aspergillus nidulans FGSC A4
Lineage: Eukaryota; Fungi; Ascomycota; Eurotiomycetes; Eurotiales; Aspergillaceae
Exons: 1
Coding region: 1-813 (270 amino acids)
Cellular component (GO): cytoplasm; nucleus
Source: RefSeq, a predicted model, not a curated record